Leptopilina boulardi is the source of this 1781-nucleotide messenger RNA. Its product is annotated as ornithine decarboxylase 2-like. The transcript is spliced from 7 exons. Gene Ontology annotation, cellular component: cytoplasm. Lineage: Eukaryota; Metazoa; Arthropoda; Insecta; Hymenoptera; Figitidae. Bases 208 to 1548 code for a protein of 446 amino acids. Gene Ontology annotation, molecular function: ornithine decarboxylase activity. The record is from RefSeq and is a predicted model, not a curated record.
CUUCUGUAUCGUUUUAAUAACAAUAUAUACUUUUUUGAUACACAUCCUUAUAAACCAAUAGAUAUUUCUAUUAAUUUUUAUUUUUUAUUUUCUUCAUUUUAAUUUAUUUCUUUUUAUUUUACAUAAAAAAUAUAUAUUUUUUUUAAUUGUUAAUUUCUUCUUUUUUUUAUUAUUAAAAGAAUUAUUAAAUAAAUCAUUUAAAAAAAAAUGAAUUGUCUUCAAGUAACAGGCGUCGAAAUUGUCGAUGAUUUUAUAACUGAUGAAGAUAUUAUUAAAAAAAUAACUAAAACACAAAUGGACGAAGAUUCAUUUUUCGUUCUCGAUGUCGGUGACUUAAUAAGAAAACAUAAAAUGUGGUUAAAGGAAUUUCCAAGAAUAACACCACAUUUUGCCGUAAAAAGCAAUUCGAAUUCAAUGGUUAUUAAAACGAUAGCCGCACUCAAUGGAAAUUUCGAUUGCGCUUCGCUGCAAGAAAUAAUGCAAGUUAUGGAAUGUGGAGUUACAGGAGAUAGAAUAAUUUUUGCUCAUCCAGUAAAAUUUCCAUCACACUUGAAAUACGCCAAAAAAGUUGGUAUUCAAAGAAUGACAGUUGACAAUCCGAAUGAAAUACAUAAAAUUAAAAGUAUUUUUCCAGAAGCAAAAAUUGUGAUUCGAAUACGUUGUGAUGCAAAAAAAGCGGAAAUAAAUUUGGGCAAUAAAUUUGGUUGUGAUCCCGAUCAUGAGGCAAAGGAAUUAAUUAAUUUGACAAAAAAACUGGGACUUCAUUUGCAUGGCUUUAGUUUUCACGUUGGUAGCCUUUGUAGAGAAAUAACAGCUUAUUGUCGAGGAAUUAAGAUCUGCAAUAAUUUAAUCGAUUAUGCAAAAUUAAUUGGAUGCAAUGAAGUGUGUCUUAUUGAUAUUGGCGGGGGAUUCCCCGGAGAAACUGAUGCAAAUAUACAAGAAUUUGCAGAAGUAAUAAAUGAAGCUUUAAAAGAUGUCGAUUCAUCAAUAAAAAUAAUCAGUGAACCCGGAAGAUAUUAUGUUACUUCAGCAUUUAAAUUAGUUGCACAAGUUCAAGGGAAAAAAAGAUUUCACCAUGGGAAUGAAGAACGAUUUUUUUACUAUAUUAAUGAAGGUGUAUUUGGAUCAUUUAAAGACGAAAUGAUGGGAUUGGAAGCAAGAGUUCCAACUUCCUUAAGAAAAACACAAAGCAAUAAAAAAUUUGUCAGCAUAAUGUGGGGACAAACAGCCGAUGAAAAAGAUUGCAUUUUGAAAAAUAUUUCACUUCCAGAAUUUGAAAUUGGCGAUUGGCUAAUUUGGAAAAAUAUGGGAGCUUACACAAUAAGUUUGGCUGCAUCAUCUCAUGGUUUUAAUUUAUCAAGAGUUUAUCCCAUUACACGAAGAAGUGAAUGGGAAAUUGUGUGCGCCGAGGAAAAUUUUACAAAAAAUGUAACAAUGACAAAUAAAAAAAAAUUAACUGACUCUUCGAAAAAGGUGACAAAUGAUAUUGAGAAUUUCAGGGAAAUAUUAAAAACAACAAAUGUUCCCGCUCAUGAUGUUUGUUGUUAAGAGUAUAUAUAAAAAUAAUAAUAAAAAUAAAUGCAAAAUAAAGAUUUUGUGAAAUUUUAUAACAUCAAAUCGUAUAUAUAUAUAUAUAUAUAUAUAUAUUAAAGAGCGUGAAAGAUAAAAAUAGAAAACAAAAAAAAAGAAAGAAUAAACAAUUUUCUCCAACGCAGAGAAUAUAUUCUUUAAUCAGUGAUAAGGAGUGGAAAUUCAUUAAUCAUUUCUCAACAAAAGAAAAA